Cajanus cajan (pigeon pea) is the source of this 1559-nucleotide messenger RNA. Lineage: Eukaryota; Viridiplantae; Streptophyta; Magnoliopsida; Fabales; Fabaceae. The record is from RefSeq and is a predicted model, not a curated record.
UACGUGUCUGACACCGAAUCCACAUUCUAACGUGCUCACAAACACCGCCGGAGAAUGACGUCACACUCACACUCACACUACCCAUCCGAUUUAGACGCCGACUCCGUCACCUCCUCCCCCCGCUCCGACACCUUCCACGAGGCGCCGCCGCGCCUCCGCUUCAUGUGCAGCUUCGGCGGCAAGAUCACCCCCCGCCCCAGCGACAACCAGCUCCGCUACGUCGGCGGCGACACCCGAAUCGUGGCCGUCCACCGCUCCAUCUCCUUCGCCGCCCUCAUUCUCAAACUCUGCAAACUCUCAGGCAUGACCAACAUAACCGCCAAGUACCAGCUCCCGAACGAGGAUCUGGACGCGUUGAUCUCCGUAACGACUGACGAAGACGUGGAGAACAUGAUGGAGGAGUACGACCGCGUCGCACAGAAUCAGAACCCGCGAUCGGCGCGGCUUCGGCUCUUCCUCUUCGCCGAAGGGGAAGUCUCUCGAGCCAGCAGCAUCAGCUCGCUCUUAAACGGCUCAGCAAAACGCGAGAACUGGUUCCUGGACGCGCUAAACGGCGGCGUUUCAGGCCUCGAGCGAGGCCGCUCCGAAGCCUCUUCCAUGGUCUCGGAAGUACCCGAUUACCUCUUCGGGUUAGACAACUCCGAAGACACACAACCACGACCCAAGGACCGACCCGUUGUUCUCCACGACAACGUUUCCAUUUCGGAUCCGGGUUCACCCGCCCCGGUUUCCUCUUCCCCUUAUUGUUCCACGUCAUCCCAACCCUGCGUGCCUUCUCUCCCGAACCUUCCCCCGGUUAAAACCAAACUCUCCAACCCGGUUCCCCAUACUGAUUCCAAGGAAAUUCCAAUUGAACCUGAACCCGAGCCUCAUCCCAACCUCAACCUCAACCCCAACCUAAACCCCUACCCGCCUAACCCUAUGGUUCACUACCCUCCCGAAGCUCCUUAUUCGGGUCAUUCAGUACAACCGGUUCCGGUUUUCUACGUUCCUGGUCCGGUUCAACCGGGAACUGUUCCGGUCCCCAUGCAGACACCCUACCCCUACUCUCAACAACCAUAUCAUGCAAUGGUGCCAUCCCAUCCUCAGCUUCCAUACGGGUACCAUCAUUUGGUUCCGGGUUCGGGUCAAGUAUAUGGUGCAGGCAUGAGGCACGUCACCCCACUGCAACCGUAUAGUCCUUCCGCCGCUGCCGCGGUUCAGGACGCUUUGAAACAGCAUGUAUAUCACGCCGGUUCGGUUCCCAUGAUGGCGGUGACCGGUGGGGAUGAACCGCAGAGAGGUGGAGCGGAGUUUGUGGCGGGUCGGGGCUCCAACUCGCUAAAUAGCUGAGCCAGGUUUUGUUUUGGGGAUGGUAAAUUAAUUAUUACACGAUCAUGCAAAUUGCCGAUGGCUAAUUCAUAUCCAUACGUGCCUGCACUACGUUUUUUUCCCCUUAUUUGUUGAAUGCAUUUUAAGUCAAAAUUGGUAAUUGCAUAAAAUUGUUUGAGCAAGUAAUCUCAGGUUGUAUAUUAAAAUGGAAAAUAAUAAUAAAUGAUAUUUCGUUCUUAUGCUUGUUA